AUGCAGAAGAUAAGUGAUAGAAAGCAGAAUGAAGUAGCCAGAAGUUCUAAGAAGCGUUUCUCAAUUUCAAGGGAAAUUGCAAAUAGAAAAAUGAGCAACUCUAAUUUAUUCUCGUCGGAAGAAAGUAAAAUAAGAAUGAUAGGAAGCAGACAUUCCGUUUCAUCUAUCAAAAGCAAAUAAAAAGUGAACAUUUCAAUGAACAAAGAUUUAUCUUCAGGAUCAUCAUCUUUUUCUAGUGAUUCGGAAUCGAACAAGGAGAAGUUAGACUAAUCAAUAAUUUUAAAGGACAAUAUUGGUAUUAUAUAAUAAGCCCAAUCCUCCUUUUAUUAAGUGUAGGAUAAAUUAAUAUUGCCGAAUAUGUCAUUUGAUUAAGAUUUCAUAAAUCCGUUGGAUAUCUCAGAUGGAAUUGAAAAGUCUAUUUUAAAAGUUUAGUUUAUUGAUUUUGAACAUCGAUGGGGAAUGAAACAAGAUAUCAAUAUUCAAAAACAAUGUGGAGGAGAUCAAAUGCUUCAAUCCUAAGUAAGUGACGGAAUGUCAUCCCAAAGAUCCUUAAAGAUGUCUCAUCGUAGCAAAAAAGGAGCCUUUUAAUCUAAGUUGUUAGCAGUUCAUAAUAGAGUCAAAUAACAACUAAGUGACAGUGAAGAGGAUGAUUAUGCUGAUAAUGAAUCGGUAGAGGAUAAGUUAAAAGGAAAAUUUAAAAAACUAUAUGAAAGAAACCCAUUUGAGGAUCCUUACUAUGUGAAGUUGUAGGAUCUGCAUGGAUUCGAAAGAUUGCACUAUGAAAUAAAUGCUUAUAAUGAUGAUAAAAAAUUUCUGAAUCUAAGAAAGUCUAUAGUCUAUUAUUCCUUAUUUAUUCCAAUCUUAUGCAAAAGGAUAAUAAGGAGUGUUCCAUUCAAAAUCAUCAUGUCCUUUCUAAUUAUCUUCAAUGUCACCCUAUACAUAUACUCUUAAACCAAUUAAGACCCCCUGUCAACCAAAGAUAUGGAAACAGCAAUUAUGAUUUGUUUCUUGAUAGAACUGGGAAUCAGAAUACUAGCUUCAGGUGUAUUAAUUCCAAAAGGAGCCUUCUUCAAGAAUUUUUAAGACUUAUUUGAUUGCAUUUUGGUUGUAGUUUAUGUUUUAAACAUUAAUUAUCCUGAUGUAUUCAUAGUAGAUGUAUCGCCUUUGCGUGUGAUAACAUUGUUACUGUAUUUAGGAGACAUCUUUUCAGGGUUGGGAGUGAUGUUGAAAGCAUUGAAAUAGUCUUUUCGAUUUCUCUUAGAAGCUUUAAUGAUAGUAGGAUUGUUUUCGUUGUUUUUUGCAAUCACAGGAGUUUUUUUGUUUCAAGGAUUAUUUAAUUAUAGAUGUCAAUAUGAUAAUGGGGAUGAAACUGACGGGUGGGUCCAAUGCAAUUAAAAUUCCUGUUAUGAGGAAGGAAUGUCUUGUAAAUAUUCAUCAUUCACUCCGAAACUUCCGACUUCCUUUAACAAUGUCGUUUAUUCAUAUGGACAAGUUUUGAGAACUAUUACAAUGGAUGAUUGGAGUUGGGUCAUGUUCUUUACGAUGAGAAUCUAUCAUCCAUGGACUUGGUUGUAUUAUUUAUUCAUUAUUUUUGUUUGCGGAUUCUUUGGAUUCAAUUUAGUUAUUGCGGUCAUUAAAAUACAUUAUGCUGAAGCUGCAGAGGAGAAUGCAAAGGAAGAAGAAAUGAGAUAAAUACAGUAGAAGAUUAAGGAGAAUAGGGAACUUCCCGAAAGAGAUAUUAUUAAUGUUUUUGAUGUGGCUUUUUUGAGAUAUAUUGAAUUUUUUCCUGUUAUUCAAAGAUAUCGGUUGGCUUUAAAAUCCCCUUAUCGAGCCUUCAAAUUAGAAGAAAAUGUCAAUGAAAAAGGCAAUUCAAAUAAGUAAAAGGGACCAAGAAUAUUGUCAGCUAAACAAAAAAAGAAUGAAGAUUACAAUCCAAAAUAAGGUUAUUUUAAAAGAUUAAUUUAUAAAAUUUAGAAUUUAACAGUAAAAAACAUUCUAUUGCCUAAAUUCUACUUACUGAAUGAGAAACAAAAGACUAUUCAUGUUAAAAGGUAUACUGAAGACGAGAUUGAGUUGUAAAUAUUAGAAAGAUUAAAGUCUUUAUAAUUCUCCUAAUUGUAAUCCUCAGUCAAUUAACAAAUUCAUUAGAAAUUUGAAAGUGAAGGAGACGUUUUGCCAACUCUAAAUUUGCCUGAUUGCGAGAAAAAGGAAUUAGAAAAGGAAAUUCUCAACAUGAGGAACAUCAAAAUACCUGUUGUUUAUCCUGAUAUAAAAUAAAAAAAGAUUUAAUAAAUUGUAUAUGAUCGCAAGAAACUCAGUCAAUUUCCGAUUCGAAAGGUGAAAAGGAUCAAAUUGAAUGAGACUGAGGAUGAAGAAGUAGAAACCAACAAUUCUUUGGAUCAAAACCUAUUUAUUUAAAAACAAAGUAUGGCACUAUCUCAUAAACUCAAAUUUUCAUAAAAUGAAGGCAAGGUUCCAUUUGCAAUUAAAAAAUAAGACUAAAAUUGGGUCCAUAUCCAAGGAUACUAUUUAAAUUAUGCAGGAGUUUCUUUAAAAAUUAAUGCUAAAAUUCAGAAAAACAAACACUCUUAGCCAUCCAAUGAAUUCUAGUAUAGAUUACUAAGAAGGAAGGAUAUUCAAUAGAAUUAGAUUUCAAAAAAAACUUGGUCUGGAAAUGACGUUCUUAAAUUAAAUGAGUCUAGAUUAUUCAAUUUCAGAGAAGUGUUAAAGAGACUUAAUUUUAUUGACAUUUAAAUUUGGAUGCUUGGGUUUAAAGGUAAAAUUGAAACUCUGCGAAAAUACUCUUAUAUUUUAAUUACAUCUUAACUAAGCUAAUUAUUUUUUGAUAGUGUUAUCUUAAUUAAUUUUACAUUUCUAUCAUUAUAAGGAAUAGCUGAUUCAGUAACAAUAUCUAAUGAGGAGGAUGUUUCAACAAUAUUUCUAUGCAUAGAAUUAGUAAUUAGAUUUUUUGCUUUUUCUUUUAAAGACAUAUCUUAAAGUCCCGAUUACGUUCUACAAUCCUGCAUUGUGAUUUUGAACUUCAUCGAGCUUACUAUGAGUUCAGUAAUGACAAACUUAAAUGAACAGAAUCUUAGGUUGAUAAGGGGGACCAAGUGUCUUCUGUUUUAUCGAGUAUUGAAAUAUAAUAAAAUGGCAGUGGCGAUUGGACAUAUUGCUUAGCGAACUUUCAGAUAAUAUAUAUAUUUGACCUUCUUGUUUUUUUUAGUCAUCUUUGUUUAUGCUAUGAUUGGCAUGGAGAUGUAUGCCGGAUAUUUCGACUAAACAGAUGCUCUAGGAUAAUUGCAUUCCUAUGACAAUAUUCUAAAGGCUUUUAUGACGAUUUUCAACAUCUUAACAAAUGAUGAUUGGUAUGGAGUCUAUGUUAUGGGAGGAAAUAUUAACUAUAUAUUUGCUGUAAUUUAUUCGUAUUCAAUGGUUAUAUUAUUGAAUUAUAUCACCUAUGGUUUGGUGUUGGCUAUAUUGUUGGAUGGGUUCGGAGCUAUUGACAAGGAAAUGCAGGAGUUGGAUGAAGAAAAAGAAUAAGAUGAGGAAAAGAAUAAUGAGAAAUAGGAGGAAUAAAACUCACAGAUCACAGAACAACAAGAAAUAAACGAAUUUUAGUUGAAUUUAAAUCCAUUGAUAUCAUAAAUUAAUUUAAGUGAAACCCAAUAGAAAAAGUCCAAGUAGCAUUUAAUAACAAACUUAAUGAAAUCAAUCAGACAAGUUCAUAAAGAUAUAUUAAACAAAUAUCCUAAUUUAUAUGAUGGAAUCUAAUGCAAAUAAUCGUUUUAUUUAUUUGAAAAGGAAAACCUUUUCAGAAUAAUAUGUUGCAGAAUAAUCACUUCAAAAUUCUUCAAUUACUUUAUAGAUACUGUUUUAUAUUUUUCAAUUGUUGUCUUUGCUUUGAAGACAUAUAAUGACUAUGAGAGUGAUUCUUCAUUUUAUCCAGAGGUUUUGCAAUUCAUAGCCAAUAUUAUAUUUCUGUUAGAGAUUAUUUUCGGUAGUAUUGCAAAGGGAAUGUGGAUGAAUAAGGGAGCAUACAUUACAUACACAUGGUAAAUAGUGGAUGUCAUCUAUAUCAUUUCAUUUUUCCUCAAUUUUUUAUCAAAUCAAAACAAAAGCAUAAUAGUGGAGUUAAUUCUAUAUUUAGGAUAUUUCAGAGUGAUGAAAUUGAUGUACAGAAUAUCAUGGUUAGACACACUUCGAUUAGCAUUAGGUAGAUCUCUAGCAGACAUUUGGAAUGUGCUGAUUACUAUGCUUUCAGUGUGGAUUAUAUUUGGAGUUUAUGGAAUUAUCUUAUAUGAGCAGCAGUUUGGAUUUUGUGAAGACAAAAUGCAAUUUGAAGUUAACAAGCGGGAAUGUUUAGAGUAGAACAGGACAUGGAUCAAUUAUAAACAUAAUUUCGACAAUAUUACAAUAGCUAUCCCCACUCUUUUUGUAGUUUCCACUUUUGAUGGAUGGGGUGAAAUUAUGCAGAUAUCAGAAAACAGUUAGAAUCCAAAUAUAGGUCCUGAGGCAUUUAAUAGUUACAUACAUACUUACACCUUUUUUAUAACAUUUUGUUUUAUUGGAUCAAUGUUUUUCUUGAGUCUAUUUACGGGAGUCUUAUAUUCAAAUUUGAAAGCCAAUUAGAGCAAAAUAGAAAUGUCUGAUAUCACCAAAGCUCAAGUAGAGUUUAUGGAGAUUUCAUAAAUAAUUAUUAAAGACUUUCCAUUGUACUCUUCACCUCCUACUUCUAAGAUUAGAAGAUUUGCUUCUGAUUUAACAAACAGUAAUACUGCUCAAAAGAUUAUGUUUUGUUUAUUACUGCUCGAUUUAAUGGUGUUAUUGCUCUUCUUUUCUGAGAUGGAUGACAACUUUUUCAGAAUUUUGAAUAGUACUCACAAUAGUUUAACAUAUAUCUACAUCAUUUGGAAUAUCCUAUUGUUUUUUGCUUUAGGAGUCAAUAGAUUUUUUGAUAAUCAUUGGAGAAGAUUCUAUUUCUUCUUGAUUUUAAUAGCCAUCAUUGAUAUUAUAGCUGAUUUCGAAUCAGAUUGGGCCUUGGUCUAUUUUAGAUCAUCACCAGCUGAUUCAGGAUAUCAACUCCUUCGGUUAUUCUUUGCCAUCAGAUGUUUAAGAAUUAUUUUGAUUUUCUAAGGAUUGAUUAAUUUGUAGAGAUUAAUGAGAGUCAUGGUCUUUGCUAUGCCAUUUUUGGGGAAGAUCUUCUGCUUGUUGAUCAUAACGAUGUAUAUUUUUGCACUUUUCGGCUGUCAAUUAUAUGGAAGAUUAGAAAAGGGAUAGGUGAUGGAUGAUUAAAUCAAUUUCCAGAAUGUUGGCUUAAGCCAUGCUCUCCCUUUUCUAAAUGUGCAUCAGGAGAUGAUUGGAGAACUAUAAUGA
Paramecium tetraurelia is the source of this 5376-nucleotide messenger RNA. RefSeq lists its product as uncharacterized. Gene Ontology annotation, biological process: calcium ion import across plasma membrane. NCBI's taxonomy places the organism in Eukaryota, Ciliophora, Oligohymenophorea, Peniculida, Parameciidae. The record is from RefSeq and is a predicted model, not a curated record. Gene Ontology annotation, cellular component: voltage-gated calcium channel complex; membrane. Gene Ontology annotation, molecular function: high voltage-gated calcium channel activity. The transcript has 4 exons.